Molecule: messenger RNA, 5400 nt
Organism: Crotalus tigris (Tiger rattlesnake)
Lineage: Eukaryota; Metazoa; Chordata; Lepidosauria; Squamata; Viperidae
Gene: MYT1
Product: myelin transcription factor 1
Exons: 23
Coding region: 89-3682 (1197 amino acids)
Biological process (GO): regulation of transcription by RNA polymerase II
Cellular component (GO): nucleus
Molecular function (GO): DNA-binding transcription factor activity, RNA polymerase II-specific; zinc ion binding; RNA polymerase II cis-regulatory region sequence-specific DNA binding
Source: RefSeq, a predicted model, not a curated record
AAUUCGGUUUUUUUCUUCUUCUUCUUCUCUCCUUUGCGUUUAAUACUAAUAAAAAAAAAACACGAGCGAAAAACUAUGGAUACGAACGAUGACUCGAAGGGGGUACAGCGGAAGGCGUCCUCCCCUUCGUUCCCGAAUGGAGAACCUAAGCAGGAAAAGAUAUUCCGAAAAUGAGUUCCGAGGGAAACUGCUGAGUCAAAGGUGGAUCCGUGGGGAGAAAAUCAACAGUUGUGAGUCAGCCCCAAACCUCCAUAAGAGACACCUCAAGAUGAGUUUAGAGAACGACGACAAACGAGCACGAACACGGUCCAAGGCAAUUAGAGUACCAACAGAACUCAUUGGCCAGGAAGUGAGCUGUCCAACUCCUGGAUGCAACGGAUCAGGACAUAUUCGCGGAAAGUACGCGAGACACAGGAGUUUACAAAGCUGCCCGCUGGCGAAGAAGAGGAAACUUCAGUACGUAGAAGCAGAACAUCUGGGUGCCAAGAGAAAAUCUCAUCCCUUGAAGCUCAGCCUUGACGAAGACUAUAAUGUCGACAGUGAUGCGAGCGAAGAGGCCGAAGCCAAGCUGGACUCUGUGACAGACGAUUCAGAAGGGACCCUGGAGGAGGAGGAGGACGACGAGGAGGAGGAGGACGACGACGAAGGAGAAGCCCUCGCACAAAAGGAGGGGUCCAGCAGCCCUCCCCCGGAAGAAGGCCAAAGAACAGAAGGAACUCUCUUGUCUGAACGGAAAGUGUCAGAAAGUGAAGGCGAAGUCUCCAGCAGCGGGGGAAACACCAUGCAUCUGCUCUGUGAAGGAGCAACGGAAGAAGAAGAGGAGGAGGAGGAGGAGGAAGAGGAGGAGGAGGAAGAAGAAGAAGAAGCAGUGGAGGAGGAAUGUGAGAAGGAGAUCGUCAUCCACCCAGAAGAUGCAGAAGAAGUCAUUGAGGUCACCAGUGAGCGUAGCAGUGAUUUGUACCUGGAACAUCAGGAGGAUGAGGGGAGUUGUGAGGACUCAUGCAAACUGCAAAAGGAGGAAGAGGAGGAGGAAGAGGAGGAUGACGAAGAAGAAGAAGAAGACCAUGAAGCAGAAGAGGAGGAGGAGGAGGAAGAAGAAGAAGAAGAAUACGAAGAGGAGGAAGAAGAAGAGGAAGGGGAAGCGAUGGCCGAGGUAAUCUGUCCAGAAGCUCCUCACAUUUCUCAGGAUAGCCCCCAAGCCCACUGUGAAAGACCGACGGUCAACCCCAAGCCGGAAUAUUCUGUCAUUGUGGAGGUGAGGUCAGACGACGAAAAGGACGACGAUUCCCACUCCCAAAAGUCCACGGUGACCGAUGAAUCCGAGAUGUAUGACAUGAUGACGCGGGGAAAUCUGGGCCUGUUGGAGCAGGCCAUCGCCCUGAAAGCUGAACAGGUCAAGGUGGUGAGGGAGCCCGGCCAGCAGGUGACCAGAGAGCACGCGAAACGUUUCCAAGUGGAGGAAAAGCAGAACAAGACCUUGGACUCCAUCAGGAAGAACUAUUACAGCAAAGAUUCUUCAAGACCCGAAAAGCGUGAAAUCAAAUGUCCUACUCCAGGCUGUGAUGGCACUGGCCACGUCACAGGACUCUAUCCCCACCAUCGUAGUUUGUCUGGUUGCCCGCACAAAGACAGGAUCCCUCCUGAGAUUCUGGCCAGGCACGAGAAUGUAUUAAAGUGCCCAACACCUGGAUGCACCGGACAGGGCCAUGUAAAUAGCAACCGUAAUACUCACCGAAGCUUAUCUGGCUGUCCCAUUGCAGCUGCUGAAAAAUUAGCCAAAACUCACGAGAAGCAACAGCCUCCCUCCGGCGACCCUUCAAAAAAUCACUCGAAUUCAGAUCGGAUCCUCAGGCCUAUGUGUUUUGUGAAGCAACUCGAGGUGCCUCAGUAUGGAAAUUACAGGCCCAACAUGGUUCCUUCCACGCCAAGGGCCAACUUGGCCAAGGAGCUGGAGAAGUACUCCAAAGUCACCUUCGAUUAUGCAAGUUUUGACGCUCAGGUUUUUGGCAAACGCAUGCUUGCCCCAAAGAUUCAGUCUAGCGAAACCUCACCUAAAGCCUUUAAAUGCAAACCUUUUCCAAAGGUUUCCACUUCCCCCAGCCACAGCCCUUCCAGCAAUUACGUGAAGAACGCUUCGUCUUCGUCCACAGGCUUCGACUACUCUCACGACGCCGAAGCCGCCCACAUGGCUGCCACCGCCAUUUUGAACCUCUCCACCCGCUGCUGGGAAAUGCCUGAAAACCUCAGCACCAAGCAGCAAGAUCACUCCGGCAAGUCCAUGGACAUUGAAGUGGAUGAAAACGGGACUCUGGACUUAAGCAUGAACAAGCAUCGCAAACGUGAAAGCAUCUUCCCCAGCAGCAGCAGCUGCAGCAGUAGCCCCAGCAUCAAAUACCCCGACGUGUCCCAACGCCAAAACUGCACCAGUGCCACCAGCAGCACCAUGACCUCGCCCCAGUCCAGCCACACCUCUCGCCAGGAUGAGUGGGACGGGCCCAUUGACUACACCAAACCAAACCGACAACGAGAAGAGGAACUGGAGGAGUCAGAGCCCGCUGCCCGUUCAUUCGCCUCCUCGGAAGCCGACGAACAAGAAGUUCCGGAAGAAAACUUUGAAGAAAGAAAAUACCCGGGAGAAAUCACCUUAACCAACUUCAAGCUUAAGUUCCUUUCCAAGGAAAUCAAGAAAGAGUUACUCACUUGCCCUACCCCAGGCUGUGAUGGCAGCGGACACAUCACGGGAAAUUAUGCUUCUCAUCGCAGCCUUUCUGGUUGUCCUCUUGCUGACAAAAGUCUCAGAAACCUCAUGGCUGCCCACUCUGCUGACCUCAAGUGCCCAACUCCUGGCUGUGAUGGGUCCGGUCAUAUAACAGGAAAUUAUGCAUCACAUAGGAGUUUAUCAGGUUGCCCUCGUGCCAAGAAAAGUGGAAUGAAAAUCCCACCCACAAAGGAUGACAAGGAGGAUCCUGAACUGAUGAAGUGCCCUGUUCCUGGGUGUGUUGGACUCGGACACAUCAGUGGCAAAUACGCCUCCCAUCGCAGUGCCUCAGGCUGUCCCCUUGCGGCCCGGAGGCAGAAGGAAGGUUCCCUCAACGGCUCCUCCUUUUCAUGGAAGUCGCUCAAGAAUGAGGGUCCCACUUGCCCAACUCCUGGCUGCGAUGGUUCAGGCCACGCCAAUGGAAGCUUCCUCACUCACAGAAGCUUAUCGGGAUGUCCAAGAGCUACUUUUGCUGGAAAAAAAGGGAAAAUCUCAGGGGAUGAUAUGCUCAAUGCUAAAUUCAAGACCAGUGAUGUUCUAGAGAAUGACGAAGAAAUCAAACAGUUAAACAAUGAAAUCAGUGAACUGAAUGAAUCCAACAGUGAGAUGGAAGCAGCAAUGGUGAAGCUGCAGUCCCAGAUCUCCAGCAUGGAGAAGAACCUCAAGACCAUCGAAGAGGAGAACAAGAUGAUAGAGGAGCAGAACGAAGCCCUCUUCCUGGAGCUCUCAGGGCUGAGCCAGACCCUUAUCCAAAGCCUUGCCAAUAUCCGCCUUCCACACAUGGAUCCAAUCAGUGAGCAGAACUUUGAUGCCUACGUGAACACUCUUACCGACAUGUACACCAAUCAAGAAUGCUACCAGAAUCCUGAAAACAAGGAUCUGCUGGAAAGCAUCAAACAGGCAAUUAAAGGAAUUCAGGUCUAAUAGGUAGGACAAGAAAAAGAAAGAGACGUGUGUGUGUGUGUGAGAGAGAGAGAGAGAGAAGAUGUUAGAAUAUCUGGAAGACUUUAGAAGACCUUCACUCAGGUUUAUUUGUUGAAUGAAUGAAUCAAAGGACCAAAACCUAACCAAGAGGCCAUUCACAAAAGAAGAAAUGAACUCAUUUUUGUUGUUGUUGUUGUUUUGUUUUGUUUUGUUGACUUGACAGCAUCACUCUGGCAAACAUCAGGAACUCCGUUUUUACUUCUGGCGAUAGAGUCAAAGCUGGGCUUGGAAAUAAGUGGAGAUUUUUGGAUCUUCGCGGGCUGCUAAGUUCCUACGCUUUGUAAUAGAGUUAUUCCAAGCUUUAGAUCAUUCGAAGAACAGGGAUUUUACUCUACAUCAGGGGAAGGCUCCACAGUCAGGUGUUGCUUUUGGUCAUGUCUCAAGGUAACACGUCAAUUCCAUGUCAUCUGUUGUUCAGGAGGAGCCGGAACUGCAGUCUCUCCAUCGAAAUCUGGGCUGGCAUUCUGAUUCAACAAAGGGAUCCAAAACCGCUGGACAUAGGAAAUCACAAAAGUAUUAUAGAGUCAAUGUUAUUUUUUGUUUUCCAAAACAGUAGCUCCGGAUCUCCAGCGGAAAACACAACAGGAAACAAAAAACAAAGCAAAGCAAAGUUCUCAGGGAAGCUUUUUUGGAGUUUGCAACUACAGUAUUCCUUUGUCUGUCUUUUUUUUUUUUUUUAAGGCAAUUAACAAACAGACCAAUCUGGGGAGAUUUUGUAGGGGAGGAUUCUUAAGUGUGUGAACAUGGUCCAGUGGUCCAUCGGUUCUGGAUAGUCCUUUUUGCUGACUGUUCUGGUUCUCUUCAUCGUGUGGUCGUCAUCCUUCAGGAGCACUGCAGGCCUCAAUGCCAGAGGCGUCCUUCAGGUGGUGACUAGGAACAAAUGGGCUAGCCUACUAGUUACUCUUCCCUGUGGACUUUGGCUGAAACAUUUGUGGCAAAAACUGUGCUUGUAGGUUCUCAGCUUUGGUUUCCACAUUUUUUUUUUUUCUGUGUUUCACAAAAACAGGGAGAAUUGUCUUUCGAGAAAUAUGGGGUAAAGCUCUUCCAAAGAACCACUUUGAUUUGGUGUUGGGGGUUCACCGUCCAGUAUACAUAAGUCCAGUGUGCGCUUAAAGAACGACAAGGAAGCAGUGGUGGGAUUCAGAUAGGUGAACAACCGGUUCUCUGCAUGGAUGCCACUUCCGGAAGUCCACUCUGGGCCUGGGCAACAAAACAUUAGCUACUGGUUCUGCCGAAGCGGUGCGAACCGGCUGAAUCCCACCACUGCAAGGAAGUGAAUGUCUCUUGCAAAGCAAAUUUAUUCAGCACUGCCCUUAAUUCAAGGGGAUACCGCUAGAUUUUCAGAGGGAGAUAAGAGCAGAAGGGGAGAGAUGCAAAUAGGACACUGUCUAUGGUUUGUCCACCCUUAUCAAGAGAACGAAUCCUGAGAAGGCCUCUGAGAAGGAUCUGGAUGGGGAAAUUGAUAUAUUACAGGUAGUCCUCAGUCUACGACCGCAAAUGAGCCCCAAAUUUCUUUUGCUCAGCAAGGCGGCUGUUAAGUGAGCGUUGCCCCAUUUUAUGAUGGUCAGCAAGCUAAUCACUGCAGUUGUUAAGGGCAGGGCUUUUCAACCUUUUCACCCAUUGCACCAUUUUUAGGAUACGGCAGUAUCCGAGUACCA